AUGAUUCAUAUCGCGGAAGCCGACGAGACAACGACCGUCACCGUGAGCGGAGGAGGUCGCGUGACCGGUACGCCGACAGAGAUCGAUCUCUUGACAGACGCAGACACCGCGACGAUGGCAGAGACAGAGAUCACCGCCCGCGGCGUGACGACUCUAGGGACAGAGCGCGCGCAAGGCGCGAGGGAACGGCCGACUCCCACCCUCGCAGCAGGCGCGAUGACAGCCGCUGCGAAGCCCAAGCCUACACCGGCACAGACCGAGGCUGACAAGAAGGCCGAGAGACUUGCUAGACUCGAGGCAUGGAAGAAGGCCAGAGAGAACAAGGCGAGCAAAGAGAAUGAGGUUAAUCCAAGCCAGACUAGGAAUCUCCUUGCGGAGAUGGACAAGAAGUCCGUGCCGUCCCCGACUCCCGCUUCGCCCGCAGUGCCCGCCGCGGCUUCACCCGCGGUUGCAUCCCCUGGCUCAGCGUCGCCGGCCCCGACCCCGGCGCAGACCGCAUCCGGAGCCGCGUCGCCGGCCGUCCCUUACGCCGGCAAGUUCGAUCCCAAAGCCAUUGCGAAGAAGUCGGCAGCGUCGCAUAAGCAGGCAGCCUCGAAUGGCGUUCUAGGCUUGCUCGACGGCCGCCCUGAAAAGCCGACUGCUGCUGCUGUUGCACCAACUAUCAAAGCUUCGGCCCUACCUGCCAAUCGCGGUAACAUCGGCGGUUUCGGGUUCCACAAACAGAACGAUAGCGACAAGCUCGCCAAACGCAAGCUGGACCUCGAUGAGGAGGAAGGCACGAAGAGGAAACUUACGAAGUUACCCGCACUUCCCCUCGAGGCUGAUGACACCCCCUAUGCUGAUCAAGACGAGGAUGACGAGUCUGAUGGCGGAAACUUCGCCGAGACCGAGGAAGAGGCCAUUGCGGCCGCCCGCGCGGCACACGAAAGGCGAGAGAAAGAACUUCAAGAAGCACAAGAAGCUCAAGAGGACAAGCCUGACGUUGCCAUGGAUGACGUUCCAGCACAAACCAACACCAACGGCACCAUUCCAGACGAACCCGCCGCCGACAAGAUGGACGUCGAAGACGAAGAUGACGUUGAUCCCUUGGAUGCCUUCAUGGCCGACUUGAAAGACACGAAAGCUAGGCCAGCGGCUCCCCAGGCAAGUACAUCAUCGAAGAAGGUCCAAGAGCCAGAGGCGUACUUCAGUGACGAUGACUACGCUUUCAAGGCAGAAGACAAGGACGCCAACGCCAUCCUCGCCAUGGCCGCCAAGCGCAAGAAGAAGGACAUCCCCACCGUCGACUACAACAAGCUCGACCUACAGCCUAUCCGCAAGAACUUCUGGGUGGAGCCCGCAGAGCUCGCCGCCCUGACAGAGGCCGAGGCCAACGAUCUUCGCUUGGAGCUUGAUGGUAUCAAGGUUUCCGGGAAAGAUGUUCCAAAGCCUGUGCAGAAAUGGGCCCAGUGUGGUCUCACACGGCAAACGCUGGACGUCGUGGCCGACUUGGGGUACGAGAAGCCUACGUCUAUUCAGAUGCAGGCCCUUCCAGUCAUCAUGUCUGGCCGCGAUGUCGUUGGUGUAGCCAAGACCGGAUCUGGUAAAACGGUCGCUUUCCUCCUGCCCAUGUUUCGUCACAUCAUGGACCAGCCUCCUAUCAAGGACACCGACGGCCCCAUCGGCCUUAUCAUGACUCCGACCCGAGAACUCGCUGUUCAGAUUCACCGUGACUGCAAGCCGUUUCUCAAGUCGAUGGGCUUGCGAGCUGUUUGUGCCUACGGUGGAGCCCCAAUCAGGGACCAAAUUGCUGAGCUCAAGCGUGGAGCCGAAAUCGUUGUGUGCACCCCUGGUCGUAUGAUCGACUUGCUUGCCGCCAACCAGGGACGUGUCACGAACCUACGUAGAGUCACCUACGUUGUCCUUGAUGAGGCGGAUCGCAUGUUCGACAUGGGUUUCGAGCCUCAAGUCAUGAAGAUAUUUGCCAACAUGCGGCCUGAUCGGCAAACCAUUUUGUUCUCGGCAACGAUGCCUCGCAUCAUCGAUUCUCUGACCAAGAAGGUGUUGAAGUCUCCAGUGGAGAUCACCGUUGGUGGCCGCAGCGUUGUCGCAUCAGAUAUCACGCAGAAGGUUGAGGUUAUCCCCGAAGACGGCAAGUUUGUACACCUUCUGGGACUUCUUGGUGAACUUUAUGAGGAGGACGAGGACGCUCGUACCCUCAUUUUCGUUGAACGCCAGGAAAAGGCAGACGACUUGCUCAAGGAGCUCAUGGUCAAGGGGUACCCUUGCAUGUCCAUUCACGGUGGCAAAGAUCAGAUCGAUCGAGACUCCACGAUUGCUGAUUUCAAGAAGGGCAUUGUGCCUAUUCUCAUUGCUACUUCAGUCGCAGCUCGAGGUCUGGACGUCAAGCAGCUCAAGCUUGUUGUCAACUACGAUGCUCCUAACCAUCUCGAAGAUUAUGUCCAUCGUGCUGGACGAACCGGACGAGCAGGCAACAAGGGCACUGCUGUUACCUUCAUUACCGAAGAGCAGGAGAACUGCGCCCCUGGUAUUGCCAAAGCCUUGGAGCAAAGCGGGCAACCUGUGCCUGAUCGCUUGAACGAGAUGCGCAAGGCUCACAAGGACAAGGUCAAGGCAGGUAAAGCCAAGGAUACGUCUGGUUUCGGUGGAAAGGGUCUGGAUCGACUCGAUGCCGAGCGAGAGGCGGCCCGUCUCCGCGAGCGCAAGACUCACAAGGCCGAGGGUGAGGAAGACGAUGUCAAGGAAGAAAAGACGGACGAAGACAAGGGCAAGGAUGCCGCAUCUGCCAUCAAAUCAGCCGUGUCGGCGAUUGUGUCCCGCAGCACCGCCAAACCCGAAGGCGAGAAACCGAAGGAAGCACCCGCUGCUGGUGGAGGAGCCGCUGGUGGUAAGAAGCCACUUGAUGCUGUUAGUGCCGCCAUCAGUGCCAUCAACGAGCGACUCGGCAAGGCCGGCCAGCUUCGGUCGGGUCAGCCCAUCGACAACAAGGGACCAGACGCCGGCGCUUACCACGCUACGCUGGAGAUCAACGAUUUCCCACAGAAGGCAAGAUGGGCCGUCACCAACAGGACGAACGUGGCCAAGAUUCUGGAGGCGACUGGCGUGUCCAUCACUACAAAGGGAACGUUCUACCCGGCUGGCAAGGAGGUUCCUCCCGGAGCAGACCCGAAGCUGUACAUUCUUGUUGAAGGUGACACCGAGGUCGUCGUCGGCGCUGCCAUAACCGAGCUCACCCGACUUCUCAGUGAGGGAACGGUGGCCGCGGCUACGGCAGACAGCCGCGCUCCCGCCUCUGGACGUUACAACGUUGUCUAA
Molecule: messenger RNA, 3315 nt
Organism: Colletotrichum karsti
Lineage: Eukaryota; Fungi; Ascomycota; Sordariomycetes; Glomerellales; Glomerellaceae
Product: DEAD/DEAH box helicase
Exons: 3
Coding region: 1-3315 (1104 amino acids)
Molecular function (GO): RNA helicase activity; ATP binding; nucleic acid binding
Source: RefSeq, a predicted model, not a curated record